GUAGUCAUACAGACACAAUAGAGCUGCAGUCACCAUGUAUAUAGCAAGUGUUUGUAUUUGCAACUAUUAGAGCAAUAUGUAGUAUCUCUCAAAUUCUGUGAGUGUAAUUUCGAAGCGUUGUUCUGGGGCUAUUAUCAGCGAGCUCUGAUGCCCUUGCACUAACAAGCUAUCUUCGUUAGACAGUAGGAGAGUGUCCGUGCAGUGCACCGUUAGCUAGCUUUAGCCAGUUUGAUAACAUUAUAGCUGCCUUGCCAGUUUUUUACUAUGGAGUUUCCUUUUGACAUAAACCAAUUAUUCUCCGAGAGGAUCUCUAUCUUGGACCAGACCUUGGUUGCAGGCCGCAAAUGUACAGGAAGGCCAGAUCUUCAAGCUCACAUAGCCACAGUUAUUGAUGAACUUGGGAGGGCCUCAGCAAAGGCCCAACAGCUCACAGCACCUAUAACAAGUGCUUCCAAGCUGCAGACCCAGAAGCAUCAGCUCUAUCUUCUUAAGGAUGGAGAGAGCAGCGGAGGACGUGGUGUGGUUGUGGGAUUUCUGAAGGUUGGCUACAAGAAGUUAUUUUUGCUGGACCGGCAAGGUGUGCACGUAGAGGCAGAACCACUGUGUGUUUUGGAUUUUUACAUAGCAGAGAACCUGCAGCGAAAUGGCUAUGGGCUUGAGCUAUUUAACUUCAUGCUACAGCACAAGAAUUUAGAGCCAGUGCUGAUGGCUUAUGACCGGCCUUCACCUAAAUUCCUGUCUUUCCUGGCAAAGCAUUACUGCCUCACACAGAGUGUUCCUCAGGUCAAUAACUUUGUGGUUUUUGAAGGCUUCUUCCUCAACAGAGCAGCGGCCCAGUUGAGAAAGGUUCCCCCAAAAAAGCCAGACGGAGAGAUCAAGCCUUACUCUUUAAUGGAGAGAGAAGCUGUUCGCCAGGAGCAGAAGAGUCUUCCUUGGCCGUUUGCUCCUCCCCACUCCCCCCACCGCUCGGUAGCCUCCCAGUGCUCCCACUCCCUCAGCGUGGGAUGCUCCCCCAGCAGGGCACCCCCUCGAGUCGCUCCAACUUCUUCCCCUGGUUGCAACAGGAACCAGAGCCCACAGUCACCUCUCAGCGAUCGCUGCAGAGCAAGACGCACCAGUAGUCAACAGGGUCUAGUUGCGAGAUGCAACUUGUACAGUCGACACAUGGACACCAGAGCUGUUGGACUGCUGGACAGAUGCUCUCCAGCACCAUGUGCCACCUCAGGUCUGAGAGCAGUAGGGGAUCAGUCAUACACAUUGGGAUACAGUAUUCACUCACAACAAAACAGGAACUGGCCUGUCUUGCUUCCACCUCUCUCUACAUCCAAGAAGGACUGCAUAAGCAGCACUACCUCUUUAGACAGGAGAGAAAUACACCUGGGCACAGAUCCUGAAUCCUGUCGUUCUGAAGAGGAGAUGAAGGUUCUGGACAGUUCACAGCUUCCAGCAGGCAACCAGAGACCUCUGUUGUGGGAGAGUGACAGAGUUGAAGACAGGUCAUGGGCUGUAGGGGUGCACUGCUACACUGCCCAGUGGGUGAAGCAGAAGCAGGAAUACAGGAGCACCCGGCCCUGGUGAAUGUGUGAUGAUUACAGACUUUAAACAUUAUCAAAAUUUUGAUGCCUAAAAUGAUUUCAGACAUGUUUGAGCCGACUUUUGAGUGUUUGAGAGCCCAUGAUGCAGCAAUUUCUUUGUGAAGUUUAAGUGCCCAAAGUUCAGUUCAGAAAAAAAAUACACUUCCAGACUUUCUGGUUUUAGAAAGGCUAUUAUAAUGUCUGUCUUAGUUGGUUUCCCAAAUGAGUUCUUCAGCUGUCAACUUAGCUCAUCUUUUCUAGUCAACUAGAACAGACUGGCUGCAUCCUUGCUAAUUGAAUAAUUGGCCCAUUAAGUCAGUGGUGUUACUGGCAAGACAGGUCCAGCUAACUCAGGUAGGUUUUUCAUUUUAGUAGCCUUCGCACUGAGCGUUGUUAGGUUCACUUAUUUUGUUGUAUAAAUUCAGGGAAACAUUGCAUAAGACAAAGGUUACUAACGUGAUGUUGGUUCAUAGUGACUUUUGUAUUUAAUUAACAAAAUGAAUCCAAUGGAAUUUAUUUGAGAAUUUCAUCAUCCAUUUUCUUGUAUUACUUGGACAGAUUGGAUAGGAUGGGAUAAUAGCAUGUUAAAUUUUCAGUUGAUCACAUUUGGGUUGUUGCAUUUUUUAACAAAUAUUUAAAACGAGUGAUACAGUACUCUUAAUUUUCCAUUUCUGUUUUGCACAUGUGUAACAGCUACAUGCAGCCACAGACUGUAACAUAACGACAUGAUGUACAGACAGGUUACUUGCUGUGUCCUUUGGUGACUGCUUACUUUAAGUUGAAGUGUCUUAGCGAGCAUUGGCCUGCCAGAUUCUCUCAGAACUGCUUCAUUGUACCCUGGCAUUGAUUUUCCAUGCCUCUGGAAUGAUGGAUGUGUAUCAGUCUUCCAAAAGACGUUCCAAAAGAUUUGAUGGUUAUGGAGUUGAGUGUGUAACACAUCAAUCCAAAUUCUCCCCUGGGUGUUUGACUGGGUUCAGAUGUGGUGACAGGGUACAUAGUACAUCAGACCAUGUAAUUACUUAUGAGAUACCCUCAGGGUAAUGUGUGUCAGGCAGUAUUUAAAAUGAUAACUCAUACACCAAUGUUGGUGUUUUUCAGAUCUUGCAUGUAAGAAUACAAAUCCUUAAACAUGCAAACAUGGUCUGUAGACUGCCCUGGGUGCUAAUGGUACAGUUCAACCACAAGCACAAAGCACAGAAAUAGACAAUUAGUCAUUUUUAAUAUUUGUUCAAAAAUCAAAUAAUUAAAAAAGAACAGAAACAAUGUAUUUGUGGAGAAAUCAAGCAAAACUGCUGAAAACAAAUUUUCCAUUUUGAUUUAUUUUGGACUUAAAGAAGUCUCCCAUGGAUAGAGCUUCCUGCAACUUUCCAGUAACCGGAUUUUCAUUAAAUAAUGGAAAUGUUUGUGAGACAAAACAUAUAUUUUCAGGUUUUUCAGACAGAAUUGAAAACAAAUUGUGUAGAAAGUUUACACAUUUUUGCUGUAAUGUAAACUUUAGUUAGAAUGGUCCAUAAAGCCAAUAUACACCACGAUAUAUCCUUAUUUUGUCAUUUUUACACUUCCAUGAACUUUAGUAUUCCAACAAUCAGAAUGGGCUUAAACCCUAAUGCCAAAACCUGUUACUUGGGUUUAACUGAACUUAUAACGUCUCUGUUUGAUUGUUUUUUGUUGUUGUUGUUUUUUGUUUUGUUUUUUUUAGUUGAGUCAGUCUGCUUUGGAGUUCAUACUUAAAAGAAGCGGAAUCUGGGAUUUAUAUCUGUCUCUUAGUCUUUUCUGAAUAAAUUAAGCCAAAUGAGAAAAAGCUAGAAUUCAUAUUAUACAUUGUGUUUAAACAAUGCUUCCAAACCCAGGGUAGAGGCGCAGUAUGAUAAUUCAUACAGUAUCAGCAGAUGGAAGACACAGAAUUACUGGAAUGUACACAGUGGAAACUGUCAGAGGAAGACAAGGCGAAAAUGUUAACAGGACUGUUUUCUUUUUAAACACAAUUCCCCAGUGGUCCCAUGAAUUCCUGGAUUUGUUUGAGGUACUUUUUUAGAUGAACCAUCUUCAAAAUCCAGAGGGAGAGGGCCAUUUUUUACCCUUUUACUUAAGGAAGAUCAUUAAAGCUAAGAGGCUAAGGCCCUUGGCAUUGAUUCACAUUAGUGCUGCUAUUUCGCUGGCACUGACGACUUCAGCUCAUGUCACAGAAUUCACAGAAACAUCCUUUCUAUGCUGUACAAUACAAUAUAAAAAACUGUUGUUAAUUGGCACCUGUAAACACUAAAAGUAAACUGAAUUUAGUAAUUCUGCUCGAUGGAUCAGCAUCUCUCUGGUCAGCAAUUUGUUCAACAGUGACGUCCACUGCAGCUGCAAGGAAUAAACCCAGGUAACUACAUUCACAACAAUCGAAUAUAUGACUUUUGGGACACAUUAAUCCCAAGAGAUUUCACCUGCAUCUCAUAGUCAUUAAGAUCACCAUAACUACCCUCCAUUGGACACCUUGGAUCACCCAGGAGAAGCUGGACUGGGUGUUUUCACACCAACAGUGUUUAUUCUGUUUAAAUCGAACCCUGCUUCAUGUCCCCCUUGGUGCGGUUAGUUUAUGCAGAUGUGAGCACGGUGAUCGCAAAACAACUGAACUCCAGAGCGUUUCAUUUACAGGUGUAAGUUUGAGCUGAAAGCCUUCUGUUGGCCACGCAUGUUUUGCAGGGUACACCACCAGUCAGUACAGCCUAGCUGUAAAAUGAAUGUAUAUUCUCCACAUUGUCCACUUUUAACCCAGAAGGCGUCAUGGCUAGAAGAUGAUCUUGGUAUAAAAAUACAGUCAGCAAACAGUUUUGCAGACUGUGAGCAGCAUCACAGGACCUAUAUUCCAUGAUACUGAUGAGUAAUGUUGGUUAAAAAGACUAUUCUGAUAAACAAAAAUCAGAUUCCCUUUGGAGUGGGUGUAACACUGAGUUGUUUGCAGAGCUUAAAUAGUUUUUCAGUGCAGAAUUUUUUGUAUAUGUCUUGUAUUCUCUUGUAUUCUUGAAGCUACGAGGACUCAAAAAUGUGAUUUAAAAAACAUAAUAUUUCGACCCUCUUGCUCUGCACACUAAGGCACAGGUUUAUGAACUACUGGCUUUGUUUGUGUCUUAUAGACAAUGUGUGAGGACACUUUGCUUGAAUGGCUGCAGCCACUGCAGUAACAUAAAACUGACUGGAACUGUUA
Molecule: messenger RNA, 4764 nt
Organism: Pelmatolapia mariae (spotted tilapia)
Lineage: Eukaryota; Metazoa; Chordata; Actinopteri; Cichliformes; Cichlidae
Gene: atat1
Product: alpha tubulin acetyltransferase 1
Exons: 12
Coding region: 265-1578 (437 amino acids)
Biological process (GO): alpha-tubulin acetylation
Cellular component (GO): microtubule
Molecular function (GO): tubulin N-acetyltransferase activity
Source: RefSeq, a predicted model, not a curated record